AUGUCGCCUCCCGCUGCCGUCGCCGUCGCCGGCAGAGGAACGAUCACUCACGUCAUCUUCGACAUGGACGGUCUUCUUCUCGACACCGAGAAGUUUUACACUGAGGUCCAGGAGAUCAUACUUGCUAGAUACAACAAAACAUUUGAUUGGUCUCUCAAGGCUAAGAUGAUGGGUAGAAAAGCUAUAGAAGCUGCCAGGAUCUUUGUUGAAGAAAGCGGGAUCAGCGACUCUCUUUCCGCUGAGGACUUCCUUAUCGAGAGGGAGUCAAUGUUGCAAGACCUCUUCCCUACUAGUGAGCUAAUGCCAGGGGCUAGCCGACUCAUCAAGCAUCUCCAUGCGAGAAAUAUCCCAAUUUGUAUUGCUACAGGUACUCACACGCGUCACUUUGAUCUAAAAACCCAAAGACACAAAGAGCUUUUCUCAUUGAUGCAUCACAUAGUUCGCGGUGAUGAUCCAGAGGUGAAGCAAGGAAAGCCUGCCCCAGAUGGCUUUCUCGCUGCUGCUAGGAGAUUUAAGGACGGUCCUGUUGAUCCACAAGAGGUUCUUGUGUUUGAAGAUGCUCCAUCUGGAGUUCUUGCUGCUAAAAACGCCGGAAUGAACGUGGUGAUGGUGCCAGAUCCUAGACUAGAUAUCUCUCACCAAGAAGUUGCAGAUCAAAUCAUAACUUCUCUACUUGAUUUCAAACCAGAGGAAUGGGGUUUGCCUCCAUUCGAGGAUUCAAACUAAACAUAUACAAGCUUCUUCAAGGUAAUGAUAAAGAAGUCAAAAUCAUGAAUAGGUGAGAAGCUUGAUUGUUUGUCUUGUUAUAUUGUUUUGGCGUUUACAUGACAAAUCAAUGGGGUUUUAUGUCGUCAAGGGUUAUGAUUUUUGGUUAUCGAAGCCAAAAUAGAAACUAUGUGGUGACAUGACAAGAGACCAAACAAAAAACUGCCUUAACGUUUAAACAAAAAAAAAUUGUACAAACUCUUACACCCAAGUCCCAACGUUGUGGCUCAUCUGCUUUUGUUUUUGUCGGUAGCUGAACUGAUUCCUUCUUUAUGGUUGGAAUCUCCAUUUGUUACGCAUCACUAACAUGUGUCAUUUACAA
Molecule: messenger RNA, 1087 nt
Organism: Eutrema salsugineum
Lineage: Eukaryota; Viridiplantae; Streptophyta; Magnoliopsida; Brassicales; Brassicaceae
Product: (DL)-glycerol-3-phosphatase 2
Exons: 6
Coding region: 1-726 (241 amino acids)
Biological process (GO): glycerol biosynthetic process
Molecular function (GO): sn-glycerol 3-phosphatase activity
Source: RefSeq, a predicted model, not a curated record